Molecule: messenger RNA, 144 nt
Organism: Pyricularia grisea
Lineage: Eukaryota; Fungi; Ascomycota; Sordariomycetes; Magnaporthales; Pyriculariaceae
Exons: 2
Coding region: 1-144 (47 amino acids)
Source: RefSeq, a predicted model, not a curated record
AUGGCUAUACCUAACUGGUGGGCUUGUAUCCGGAAACAAUUACUGAGCUUCAUGCAGAAGUUGAUGCCUGUAGCGGGAUGCGGCUCAACAGAUGAGGCGCAGUGGCGCCGUGGUCUGAGGCAAGCGUCUUGCCCUGAGAACUGA